AUGUCAAUGACUCUUGCGGCAGUGCUUGGCGGCGCUGCGGGGGCGGUGGCACUGGUCGGAGCAGUGACGAUUGCUUGUGUUCUAUGGAGAAUGCACCAUAGGAGAGCUUCGAGAGCCUCUGAGCCCAACUCCUCUGACCCAUCUCUGCAAGGUGAGAAGUCAACAUCGAGAUUACCCAGGAGAAUGAUCAUAUUUAUGAGUGGAAAAAACGUUUUCUUGAUCUUAUAAAUAUCUAAUCGAUGUGGGGCUUCCAGUGAGUCAGAGCAUUCGGCCUUCUUUGAGGGGAUGUUCAUCCUAUUCCUUCGAUGCCCAAGGAGCAAGAUGCUUCACGCUGGAGGAAUUGGGUCAGGCGGCAAACUAUUUCAACGCUCUGAACUUCAUCGGAGCUGGGAAAUUCGGAGAUGUGUACAAGGGUCUGCUCAACGAUAUGAUCGUGGCGAUCAAAAGGCGACCAGCUGCCCCCAGUCAGGAGUUCAUUCAAGAGGUAAUCAGCCAUGCCCAUCAAGCAGUAUACAGUCAUGAACCCAAAUCAGGGGGUGAAUUCCAUGUCGGUACUUCUCUCGAAAGAUUCAGGCAUGGUUAAUGUGGCUUUUGGGUAUGAUUUGCCGUCAUCAUCUCAUAUGAAAUCAUAGAUGGAGCAGAAAUAUGAGGAAUCCUCUGUUCAUGAUUCAGGUGGAAUACCUUUCAUCUAUUAGGCAUCGGAACCUGGUGAGCUUGCUGGGUUACUGUCAAGACAGCGGCUUGCAGAUGCUUGUGUAUGAGUACGUCCCAAAUGGAAGCAUCUCCGCUCAUUUAUAUGGCAAGUUCUGUCUUAGUUUGACCUCGUUCUACCCUCUCACCCUGGACUAGUUGACUUAGAUUGAGCAUUGUAUUUUUUGCUCCUUUCCUUUUUAGGUGCAAGUCAAACACCCAGUGAGAAGCUGGAAUUCAAGCACAGGCUUUCCAUUGCGCAUGGGGCAGCUAAAGGUGACGAUUAAAGACGUUUCCAUGCUUCCUUUUUUCACCAUGGUUAGAUGAAGUUUUUAUUAAAAAAUGAUAUUUAAGCUGGGCUUGUUCUUGCUGGAGUCCCUGAGAUACUUGUACUUAUCAAGAGUAUUUUAAAAAAAAAUUCUUAAAACGUACCGUUGACUGCUGAUCUAAAGCUUCAUAUGAGUUAUCUGAAUCAUGGGUUUGACCGAUCCAGAGGAUUUGUCUCUGUUCUGGGCAGAUUAGGGAUGAAGAAUUCUGGAAAUAGUCUUAUUCAUCUUGUGUUCUACAGGUCUGGCCUUUCUGCACUCACUCAGCCCACCCUUACUGCACACGGAUUUCAAGACCGCUAAUCUCCUGGUGGACGAGAACUUUGCGCCCAAGGUUGCAGAUGCUGGCUUGAGGAAUUUCCUCAGUAAAAUCGGCGGCAAUGGCCAGAAGAUGACCGCAGACGAUCUUUUCCUGGAUCCUGGGUACUCGUAUAUCCUUCCAAAGCUCAUAAAGCUGAUUAUUAUAAAAUAAAAUAAACUAAAAUCUGGAUAACAUUUUCCUGCCAUCACUGAUCGAAUAUUUUUUUAUUAUCUGUAGAGAGAGAAUUAUGGAUACAUAAAAUGAAUAUAUAUUGUUUUCAAUUUUGUGGGCAGGAUUAGAGAACUCCAAGAAUUUUCACACAGAAAAAGCCCUUGCAGAACUCUUAAAACUGAUUUUUUAUAUAAAAAUAAGCAUUCAAAUAAGAUCCUUUUCAUGCAAUAAAUCAUAAAAAAACAUUUUAUUACAAUCACAGUGGGCAUCUUUUUUUUUUUUAUCGGUCUAUCUAAUUAUGGGCGUAUAUUUUUGAAUUGAUGUGGGCAGGAUUAAUGAAGUCCAAGAACUCACAGAGAAAAGUGACGUCUACAGCUUUGGAGUGUUCCUCCUGGAGUUGGUGAGUGGGCAGGCGGCUGCAGAGUUCCAAUUCAUUGGACCCCAUGAAAGCAUCAUCAAAUGGGUAAACAAACCCCCUCGUUGGAGAGGAUCGUUCUCUGAGAUUCAAUCAUUUCCAUUACUGUUGCUAAGUUAAUCUAUUUUUGUGCUAUGCAUGUGAACGUAAAGAUAUAAACUAAGGAAGGUGAUACCCUGCCGAUGACUUCUGUUUCCUCAGGCACAAAGCUACCAUGACUUGAAGGACAUCUCAGACCUCGUUGAUGCAAAAAUCGAAGGCCGAUUCACCACCGAGGGAGUGAGAGAGUUCCUCCGGCUCGCCGCCAGGUGCCUGAGCCCGCCGCCCGGCUUCGGGCGGCCGCCGAUGAGUGUGGUGGUGGCGGAGCUCGACCGGAUCCUCGAGAAAGAGAGGAGCUUGACGACAUUCAUGGGUGAAGCCACCCCGAGUGUGACCCUCGGAAGCGAGCUGUUCACAUCCUAG
Molecule: messenger RNA, 2365 nt
Organism: Spirodela intermedia
Lineage: Eukaryota; Viridiplantae; Streptophyta; Magnoliopsida; Alismatales; Araceae
Source: the annotation of a GenBank genome assembly